AUGCGCCCCGUUCUCUCCUUCUUUAUUAUCCCUGAAGUCUAUAGUCGAUAUGUCGACGUAUCUACGGAUUAUUUCAAAAAAUGUUGCAGCAAAAUUUUUAAGAAGUUGACUAAAGGUGAUUUUGUCGCUAAGCGUCGUUUCGUGAAAGUUGAAGAGGAGUCGGGAGAUUCAUAUACUCUUGACCUAGUUGGUGAGUCCAACCCUCCGACUGGGUAUAUUCUGCUUGCUCAACUCGACGAGGAAGACGGUUCCAAGGAUAUAUCCUCUCUGAAGUGCUUUUAUCUAACUAUUAAGAAAAAUACUUCGGAUAGCUCCUUCGCCCUCUCGGACGCUUCAUCGAUAGGUAAGUUUCAUUAUAUAUGA
Protopolystoma xenopodis is the source of this 363-nucleotide messenger RNA. The record is from the annotation of a GenBank genome assembly. NCBI's taxonomy places the organism in Eukaryota, Metazoa, Platyhelminthes, Monogenea, Polystomatidea, Polystomatidae.